Messenger RNA from [Torrubiella] hemipterigena, 1176 nucleotides. NCBI's taxonomy places the organism in Eukaryota, Fungi, Ascomycota, Sordariomycetes, Hypocreales, Clavicipitaceae. The record is from the annotation of a GenBank genome assembly.
AUGGCUAGUAGCCUGAAUGACGUUGAGUCUGAUUUUGCAGUGACUUUGGACUUGCCGCCGAGUUGUGUACAACUCUGUCCUGCAUACCCGGACUACUUCGUUGUGGGAACAUACAGCUUGGAGCAGAGUGACGCAGUGCAAGGCGAAGGUCAAAUUUCUCAGAGCAGAAAUGGUAGUCUCGUUGUCUUCAAACUAAAUGGCAAGGACAUAGAACAUAUACAAACGGUCUCACAACCUGCCGCCAUUCUUGACCUGCGAUUCCACGAUUCAGACAAAGAAUGCGCCAAUAUUCUAGCAACAGUGUCCAGUGAAGGCGAUUUGGCAAUAUUCAAGCUGGACCCAGGUCGCGAUUCUCGUGCACCACUUCAAGCUCUGGCCUCAAGUCGAUGUGAUGAUUUGGAGAGUGAUGUACUGUUUCUCCAAUGCAAUUGGUAUCCUGGCCGCACUAAUGUCAUUGGUGUCACAACAUCUACCAGUCUCGCUCGACUACUCUUCCUUGAUAAUACAUGGAAUAUUAUUCGCCAUGUUGACAUCGAUAUUGGAAAUACGCUGGAGGCAUGGAGUGUGGCCUUUGCCCCGGUCGACGUCGUGACUAGCCAACCACCUGGAGCUGUUUCGAUGUAUUGUGGAGGCGACGACUCCCAGAUGCGAUACACUUCGGUAACUUUGGAGGGCGAGAGUGAUGCUAAUAUAAGCCCAUUUCCACCAGCGACCUUAAGAGGGAAACAUGGUGCGGGCGUGACAGCCAUUCUUCCUCUUCAAUACAUGCAUUCAGACGGUGGCCGGCUAGUUGUGACUGGCAGCUAUGAUGAUAAUCUGCGGCUGUUCUCAAUCAAAGAUUUACACGAAACGUAUGGAAUUCCACAGGUUACCGAAAUACUCACACAAAACUUGGAGGGUGGCGUUUGGAGACUCGAGGUGAUUGAGUCGGUGAGUGAUGGGACAACGGCCUCGAUUGUGCUUCUCGCCUCGUGCAUGCAUGCAGGGUGCAGAAUCUUGCGCUUAGCUACCCAAGACAACACAGAGUGGACAAGCGAAGUAUUGGUGAAAUUCACAGAGCAUAAAAGCAUGAAUUAUGGAAGUGCGUGCUUCCAAUUAGGCGGCUCGAAGCUUAGAUGCCUAUCCACCAGCUUUUACGACAAACUGCUCUGCCUUUGGGACUGCGACUUUAGUUGA